AUUGGGACAGAACUAGAUGUAGGCACUGCCACACGAAACAACAACGCCAUGCAAAUUUACGUAUGCGCAUUUCUCUCUGUUUGUUUGUGUGUGCAUAUAUUACGGAGAGAACGAAAAAGCAGAGAACCGAUUUGCUCCAUAAAGUGGAUGACUUUUCACUAUUGCUUUUAUGAUUGCGCACUUGCAGAAACUCUGUAGUCCUGUGAAGCAUAUGGUCAGAGGCGAGAACGCGGGAGAGGGAAAUGAGUAGAAUAAACAUGAGGUGAAUUGAUAAAUGGGAUGGGUCCCUGUGCGUACGUGUGCGUGCUUGCGCGCGCACGUGUGUGUGAAAAUCCGGUUCACGUUUUGUACUGCGCCUGCAGGGCGGGAUCGGACACAUUCAGACUGUUAAUGCCACUAACUCGGACCACAGAGUCUAACGGAGAGUUAAUGUUAACCACAACUCGAAUAAAUGCUACUUUAAACAGGACGCGUUCACUGUGUCGGUGUGACAAUCUGUUUUCCACACUGGCUGCCCUUCAGAUCCUGAACUGAGACACCUGGGGAACUUGGCGACAGAGACAGUGUUUGCUGUGAAGUGAGUCUACUAUGGAGGAGGAAACUCUCUUGGAUUUGGGUCAUCUGACUGAAGCGGAACAAACCAUAAUUUUAAAUGUGUUGUUGAGGGAUAAUGAAUUGCGCAACCAUGAGGAGGGCCGGAUCAGCAAACUCAAACAAGUGGAGUCAGACCCCGUGCGCCUUCACUUCCUCACGGGUGCGUGGUUCAAUGAGCAGCGAGCCAAGCGCUAUCAGAAUCAAGGGACCGAUGUUGUUCAAACCUCUAUACGCCGCAAAAGGAGGGAUAAAGAUUUGCCUGUGAUGUCGGUGUUUAAAGAACAGAAAUCUCAGAGGCAGGAAGAGACCACAGAAGUGAACACAGUAGACCUGGAAGAUGGAGAAAUUAUAGAAAAAGAAACAAAUAUAGAGGACAAGAAAAAAGAAAGUCUCAACCUUAGUGUGGCCCCUGAACCACGACCAAGGACCAAACGAAGCGCAAAGAUGAAUAUUCAACAAAGAGAUGACAUUUCAGAAGUUGAGUCAAGGGAAAUUACUGAAGGAAGUGUUACAGAUACAGAGGCUUUAGAGGACAGAUCACUGCAGAACACAACAUCGUCGCUACAGGCUGAUUCUGAUGGCGAUAUUGAUUCUGGCAGCACUGAACUGGACUACACCAGAUUUGGCUCAGUUAACAACUUGUACUCUAAUCAUACGAUGAGUGGCAGCAUGAUGAGCCUGUACAGUGUUGGGGAUUUUGGAAGUGUUAAUGUGAGUGGCCAGAUCCAGUUCUCUCUGCAGUAUGACUCUAGGAAAGAGGAGCUUCAUGUGCGAGUGUGUCGAUGUCAGGACCUGGCUCCAGCGCGUAAAAACCGCUCUGACCCGUAUGUGAAAUUAUACCUCCUUCCAGAUAACACAUCUCACAGUAAAAGGAAAACUUCAGUAAAGAGGAAAACCUUAAAUCCUGUAUAUGAUGAAACAGUCAAGUAUAAAGUACGUAAAUCGGACCUGCUGGCUCGUGUCCUCAGUGUGUCAGUGUGGCAUAUGGAGCGUGUCCGGAGGAACCUGUUCUUGGGGGAGGUGGAGGUGCAGCUCAAUCAGUGUGAUUGGAGCCAGAGUAAACCAGCCUGGUACCCUCUUCAGCCCAGGGUACAAAUGAAUCCUGAAGCUGUCCUCAGCAGGGGAACCAUCUUACUAACACUUAAAUUCAUACCACCUGGCUCUGAAGAAGGAGGGUUCCCUCUCACUGGUGAGCUACAUAUUUGGCUGAAAGAGAUUGUUGGACUCCUUCCCCCAAAACGUGGCACUCCAAAUAUCUCUGUAAAAAGUGUGAUUUUGCCAGAUGAGAGCGGUGUUAGUGGUCAGCAGACACGGGUUGUCCGUGGCUCAGUCAGUCCUGUAUUCAACCACACUAUGGUGUACGAUGGUCUGCAGUCUGUUGACCUCAUACAGGCCUGUGUUGAAAUUACUGUGUGGAACACUUCCAGCUGUCUUGGAGGCGUGCACCUCAGCACAGGCUCAGGUGUGAGUUAUGGUCAGAAGGUUUGUUGGAUGGACUCCACUGAAGAAGAAAUCAGUCUGUGGAAUACAGUAAUCCAGAACCCCAACAACUGGGUGGACAUCUCUCUGCCAGUCAGAACCAACCUACAGCUGUCCUGAGAGUAACAUACCUGGCCUUGUCUAUCUAACAAGAAAGUCCAGUGACUUCCUCCUUUGUUCUUUCACAGAGAAUUAUUUCUUUCUCUCUAUGACAUUCUGCAAGUAACUUCAAUUAUAUAAUAUAAUAUGUUGGUCUGUGCAUUCUUGGUUCCUAUAAGGAAAAAUAUGUAUUUUGCUAUUUAUUAGCAGCAAUAUGUAAAUUUUGAGGACCUCUCUGGACAUCAAUGCUGACCCCUCAGAAAAUCAUAGUGGUUGGGAUUGUGAGUUUUCUGCUCUGUUAAGCCUCCUCUCUGGGUUGUGGUGAGAUGACGUAUGACAUAUGAUAAAUCCAUGUUGGCAUAUGAGUUCAAAAACUGUGUGCAAAAUCAGCUCUGAAAGCUCUGAAUUACUCUUAAGCUUUCCAUAGUUUCAUCAGCAAAGAUAAAAAUAAUAAUUGUGGAAUCUUUAACAAAAUGUCAGUAACUGAAAAUGUCACAUGUCUAUUCAGUGCUAUUUUUUUUCACAGUUUGUUACAUUCCUGCUUUAUUAAAUGUUUUGUAAAUAGUAUAUGAAUUGUAUAGUAUACAUUGGGAGCACCUGGUGUGAAAGAUGUUGCCAUGUCUCAGGAUUACAUGAGGCAUACGUACAGCAUUGCCAACAGCAGUUAGAGCUACAUGAUUAUUUUCUGCAGGAGUCAUGCUUUGAACAGAAGCAAGCAGCCUGGUGUUGUACAACAAGGAAGUAAUAUUGUCCCCUCCUAUUGCCAACUGCACUGGCAAGUUUGGUACUACCAACAUGGGAGUAUUAAAAUAAUUUGUUAAAAAAGAGUUCUUAAGGUUGUAAAAGACAGAAUGGUUUUGUAUCUGUUAAUCAAAUAAAUAGAAAAGUGAUCACAA
Ictalurus punctatus (channel catfish) is the source of this 3068-nucleotide messenger RNA. RefSeq names its product synaptotagmin-like 1 (gene sytl1). The coding region runs from base 589 to 2193 and encodes 534 amino acids. Gene Ontology annotation, molecular function: neurexin family protein binding; small GTPase binding. The record is from RefSeq and is a predicted model, not a curated record. Lineage: Eukaryota; Metazoa; Chordata; Actinopteri; Siluriformes; Ictaluridae. Gene Ontology annotation, biological process: exocytosis; intracellular protein transport. The transcript has 15 exons. Gene Ontology annotation, cellular component: plasma membrane; exocytic vesicle.